This is a messenger RNA of Echinococcus granulosus, 1539 nucleotides long. Its product is annotated as Serine/threonine-protein kinase. Bases 1 to 1539 code for a protein of 512 amino acids. Gene Ontology annotation, molecular function: ATP binding; protein serine/threonine kinase activity; protein binding. Gene Ontology annotation, cellular component: cytoplasm; nucleus. Gene Ontology annotation, biological process: protein phosphorylation; mitotic DNA damage checkpoint signaling. The record is from RefSeq and is a predicted model, not a curated record. NCBI's taxonomy places the organism in Eukaryota, Metazoa, Platyhelminthes, Cestoda, Cyclophyllidea, Taeniidae. The transcript has 12 exons.
AUGUCCGACUUGCCACAGACACAGGAAGUUGGAGAUAUAUCGACUCUGGAUGGCAAUUCACAGGCCAUUAGCCAGAUUUGGGGUGGACUUUUCCCUCUGAAGAGGAACAUGCCACCUCUUCGUAGUGUCUCAAUGUCGAAGGAAUCCUACACAGUUGGAAGAGAGGGAAGUUGCGAUAUUGUACUUACAUCUGAAAUGUUCACCCAUGGAACACUUUUAAGUGCUGUUAGCAAGGUGCAUUUUCGUAUCGCUCGAGUAAAUACCAGUGUUAGUCCUCAGGUUUUUAUAUACGAUUUAAGCACGAACGGGACUUUUGUUAAUGGACAGAAGAUAGGGAAGGGUCGUAUGCAGCCGCUCUGUAACAAUGAUGAGAUAUCAAUUGCGACACAAAAUUGUUUUCUGUUUACGGACACGUUGUCAAGUGAAUAUCCUGAUGAAGUGUCUUCGAAGUAUACAAUCUGCAGGUCCCUGGGAAGAGUGACCUUUAGGGGUGCAUGCGGUGAAGUUCGCAUCGCUUACGCAAGAGAAACCUGUGUCCAGUAUGCAAUGAAAAUUGUGCCAAAAAGAACGUUUUCAUCGCACCGUUCCCGUUUCGGUAACCGCGAGUUGACGGAAGUUGAGAUUUUAAAAAAGUUGAACUAUCCGUGUAUUGUGAAAAUACAUGAUGUUAUUGAAACCGAGGAGACUCUAUUUAUUGUCCUCGAGCUAGUUGAAGGUGGCGAGUUAUUUGAUCGGAUUCUCAAUAGUGGUCAUUUGUCAGAAGAUGAUUCGAAAUUCUUUUUUUUACAAAUGCUUAUGGCUACAAAGUAUCUCCAUGAUAAUGGCAUCACUCACAGGGAUCUGAAACCUGAGAACAUAUUACUUGCUGGGAACUCAAACAGGUGUCUUAUCAAACUUACUGACUUUGGUUUAUCCAAAAUUGUCAAAGACAACACUAUGCUGCGUACUUUUUGUGGGACUCCUACCUAUUUGGCACCGGAGGUGUUGCUGACUGCUGGCAAUGGCACCUACACUUCGUCAAUCGACGUCUGGUCUUUGGGGGUUAUUUUAUACGUUUGCCUUGUGGGAUAUCCUCCAUUUACUGAUGAACGCAAGGAUUGUGAUUUGAAAACGCAAAUUACUCAUGGACUCUACGAUUUCCCCGAUGUCUUUUGGAAAGGAGUGAGUGAGUCUGCGAAGGAUCUUGUUAGAAGGCUUAUGUGUGUGAAUCCCACUGAACGCAUCACGCUUGAGGAUGCGCUGCUCCACCCGUGGUUGUCUGAUCAGGUAAUACGUGAUCAGUUGGCUGAUCUCAUGAAAACCGCUGGUUUCCCUGAUCUUGUGGAUGGUGUUCUGGAUCCUCGGAAUCUCAUCUCUUGUGUGAGGUGCAAUAGCUCUUCGACGCCAGUUAAGCUGGAUGGGGACGCCAACGGAACUGAUAGUGGUGAAAACAAUGAAACUGUUUCAUAUCUUGGAAACUCGUCCACCACAAGAAAAAGAUCGUUUGAAGAAAUGACAGGUAACAGCUGUCAGUCCCAAUCCAAGAAGUCUGCAUUUUGA